Molecule: messenger RNA, 2421 nt
Organism: Diachasma alloeum
Lineage: Eukaryota; Metazoa; Arthropoda; Insecta; Hymenoptera; Braconidae
Gene: Pdk
Product: pyruvate dehydrogenase (acetyl-transferring) kinase, mitochondrial
Exons: 7
Coding region: 439-1674 (411 amino acids)
Biological process (GO): regulation of glucose metabolic process; protein phosphorylation
Cellular component (GO): mitochondrion
Molecular function (GO): pyruvate dehydrogenase (acetyl-transferring) kinase activity
Source: RefSeq, a predicted model, not a curated record
AGACCUAGCGGUUCCGUUUCCCCUUAACUGAGUUCGAUACAACGGGUCUGACUCUCACGGUAAUAGUCCCGUAUCCACUUGAGAAUUUCCCCAGUAGUAACAGAUGGCGUGGUCUGACCACCGUUGUUCCCUGUGGUUAUCUCUACUCAGCCCUCUGCGUCGGUCUGAGUCCAGCGGGCCUCUCUCUACUGCUGUCUCCCUCGUUUUUCAUUCCGUUUAGUUAUGUUUUGGAGCCAAGUUGGAGCUGAGAGGAGUGUUGACACCACCGGCAGUAUCUCCUGUGACCACUUCCAACAAACACUGCCGAUUCUAGGGAACUCGUAACCUGCUAUUCGUCGGGUUCUCGUUGUCUGUGGAUAAAGGGGGAGGACUACUGCAGUUCAGGGGGACUGGAGAGUUUGCUUCAUCGAGGUUCUCUGAUGAUUAACUGCUUUGAAGAUGAGGAUCACACACAGGUGUCUGGGAAACAUCACCAAGAUGCUGGACUUCUACUCGCAGUUCAACCCUUCGCCAUUGUCGAUAAAACAAUUCAUCGAUUUUGGAAUGAGCGCCUGCGAGAGGAAGUCCUUCAUCUUCCUGAGGAAGGAACUGCCCGUGAGGCUCGCGAAUAUCAUGAAGGAGAUUCAUCUACUGCCGGAGCAUCUGCUGAGAAUGCCCAGUGUCGGAGUAGUUAACAAUUUGUAUGUCACAUCGUUCGAGGAGAUUAUUCACUUUGAGAAGUCUGAUAUCAACGAGAACACAUUGGACAAAUUCUGUCAAGCUCUCGUUAAAAUCCGCAAUCGUCACACUGACGUAGUCGAAGUCAUGGCUAAAGGUAUCCUCGAGCUGAAAGAGUCUCAUGAUGUCGAUGGACAGAUGGAGAACAGUAUUCAAUAUUUUCUAGACAGAUUUUUCAUGUCCAGAGUGUCGAUCAGAAUGCUGAUAAACCAGCACACAAUACUCUUCGGCGGGGCACUCAAUGGCAACGAGAGGCACGUGGGCUGCAUCGAUCCUUGGUGUGACGUUAUUGGUGUCGUUAAAGACGCUUAUGAGAAUGCGCGAUUUCUGUGUGAUCAAUAUUAUCUAGCCAGUCCAGAAUUGAUUGUGAAACAGCAUAAUGAACUUGAUCAUGGCACCGAGAUCAGGAUAGUUUACGUGCCCAGUCACCUCUACCACAUGCUGUUCGAGCUCUUCAAGAACAGCAUGAGAGCAGUGAUGGAGCACCAUGGGUCAGACGCGGAUUAUCCUCCCGUGGAAGUGACCCUGGUCAGGGGAAAAGAGGACAUUUGUCUGAAGAUGUCAGAUCGAGGAGGAGGCAUUCCACGUUCUCAGAUGGACCACCUGUUCAAAUACAUGUACAGCACCGCUCCUCAACCCAGCAAAUCUGAUGCACACACAGUGCCACUUGCUGGCUACGGUUAUGGGCUUCCCUUAUCUAGAUUAUACGCGAGGUAUUUCCAUGGGGAUCUCGUCGUGCUGAGUUGUGAGGGAUAUGGCACUGAUGCUGUGAUUUAUCUCAAGGCACUUUCCAAUGAAGCAAACGAGCUACUACCAAUAUUCAACAAGACAUCAACAAAGUUCUACCGAACUCCCCUACCCACCGCCGACUGGAGCAGCUCCUGCGGGACCGGUAUGGCAACCAGACAGCUGAGCAUGAGCUCCAACAACGUGAAAACCCUGGCAAGGCCCUGCUAGCAGAGCCCAGACGACUCGGACCAACAUUAAUUCACCCCCAUCCCCGUAAUCAUAAACUCUAUUCACCUUAUUCUUCCCUUCACUGUCACUUCAACUGCAAAAGUUGGAGUAAUUAUUUCAAUGCAAUGGAGAAAUCACUGACAAUUCGUAUCACUGCUCUUACGAGAUUUUUUUUUCUUCUACGUAUUUUUAAAUCGAUUUUUUAUUCUAUCAUUUUAAUUAUUACGCGACAAUCGAGCAAUUUUUCCUGAAUUGAUGCGUAGUUUUACGUUGAAAUAUUCUGAUUAUUUUCGUGAAAAUCUCCGACUCGAGAGAAUAAAAAAAAAAUCGAAAACUGUGAUUAUUUAUCCAUAUUACUCAGUCGACGAGCUGAAUUAUUGUUAAUUGUAUGGCACAUUAUGAGGAAUCGUAUGUAGUUGAGGGACAAAGGACAAGACACGCGUGCCAGUGAUUCACUGCACCAAGUAUAUUCAAUGACUAAAUUGUCAACGUCUUUGUACUUUAUAUAUCGAGCUAGAGAUGAGGGAAUAGACAACGGUGUUUUUUAGUUUUAAUAUUAAACUCGAAAAUCGCAUAAUGUCGAAGUUAAUCUCAGAAAUAGGAGUAGAAAAAUUGUACUAAAUUUAGGAGGAAAUUGUGACUGUGAGAUGACGAGUGUAUGGUGAUAUUUGUUAUUAAAAAGUGUUGACAGCACGAGUGAUGCAACGUUAUCAAUCAAUAUGAAUAAAAAUAUCAAUUUGGAAAUGA